Molecule: messenger RNA, 4464 nt
Organism: Bursaphelenchus xylophilus (pine wood nematode)
Lineage: Eukaryota; Metazoa; Nematoda; Chromadorea; Rhabditida; Aphelenchoididae
Source: the annotation of a GenBank genome assembly
AUGAACGGCCGGCUUUCUCUAUGGGCAGUUCUCCUGCAAUUUCUUUCCGUCCAUGCCGUUCAUUUUCCUGACGCGAUGUCUAGGAAGCUGGAGAACAUAACAAAAGAUAUGGACCCGACUGCUGAUCCUUGCAAUGAUUUCUUCACCUAUGCUGCCGGAAAUUUUAGCCCAAAUAUUAUGGUUGAGAUGAAUCUUUAUAUCAAGAGAACGCUACUGCAAUCAGCCCAUGGAGAUGAGGUAGGACUUAGAUCGAGUAUGACAAACCCUUUUCGAUCUUGAUUUACUCGUUUUUUUAGGCUAUACGGUCAUUUCUUUCAAUUUCAGAUCCCAAGCGUCCAAAAAGUUAAGUCGCUCUUUGCCGACUGCUUGAUGGAACCCACCAUGAUGGAAGAAUCGAACCGUCCAGCAUUAUACAGUCUGAUUGUGAGCAGUUGGAAACAGAGAGGUUAUAUCUUUCCAAUGAAGAACGAAGUUUUCGCCAAUAACGACGACCUUUUUAUCGAGUUAGUCUUGGAACUGUACGUUUUUCUGUUUUAUACGGGAGCCCCGAUUUUUAAUCAAUGGGGUUCCGACGCUUCUGCGGGGAAAUUAUAUCUGAAUAUUCCGCCAAAGGUCAACCAAGAGCAAGCUUGGUAAGUUAUUUGUGAAUCACAUGAACAUAUCAAUAUGUCGGGAAGAUAAUGACUUAUUAAUACUGGGGUUCAUUGAAUACAUAUGAUAACCUUCAGGCAGAAGUACUGCAAUGUCACUGGAGGAUGUGCCAAUCUGGUCUACGACCGGAAUUACAUGGCUCGAGGUUAUGUACAGGCAGAUCAUUUAAAAGGCCGCUUCUUCAACAGAACUAUGGGGACAGGAUUAGACGAAACUUUCCCGGAGAUUGCAUUCUAUUUUCCACACGUCAUAGAUGUAAGUUGUUGGGUUUUGCCUUGUGGCCAAAAGGAAACCUUCUGUGCGAAAAUAAAACUGUUUUUUUGCCGGACAAGACACAGCUCCGGCACAGCUUAAAGUAAGGCAAAAAAAUUAAUGAGUGUGCACGAUUCCCGCGGCUUUAUUUUGAGCUGUGCCCGAGCAACUUGUGCCAACUUUCAGUCAGUAGUAAUUCGUUCCUAUCCGCCGGGUCCAUUCAUUCAGGAAAAAGCUCCAAGCGUCUAAACCACACUUCAAAUUCAAGAUAUUCAAACUUCUUUGGGCACCUCUAGCCUUCCCGUUUCUUCCUGAAACCCGCGAAGAAAAGAUGAAUUAUAAACGAUGACUUUUUUCAGCCCAGCCUGUCUGCUCAUCGUGCCAACUUUCUGAAUCACCUGUUGGAGUAUUUUACCGAUCAAAUUCAUCGCCCGAAAAAGUUUUCCAAUUGCGAGAAUUACAUUCAAGAGGCGUUUCCCCUUCAAUUUUCCAAAAUGGCGUAUGAAAUGGAGAUGAAAGAAGGCAAGGAGGCAUUUGAGAAGCUGAAAGCAAAAUUCUUCGAAGAAGGAAACGCGAUUAAGAAAACCGCUGAAGGCAUGCUCCGAAACGCAAACUUCAAGCAGAAUCAGACCCGACAAAAUUAUCUGGACAGAUUGGCGAAGAACGAGUUCAAAUUUGUGGAUCAUCCAAUUCUUUUUGGAGAUGAGCUAGCUUCAGUGGAGCUGUUGUAUUGGGGCCCAGUGUAUACGAGGCGAUUUGAGAAUGGAAUAGCCAAGGUUUUUAAGUUCAACUCGGAGAAAAAGCUGAAAAAUUUUGUCAUCCCAGAGUACAAGGCAAGUCUAUUCGUUAUGAAUGCCAUCGAAAGGAACACCUCGUCGAGAGGAACCCCUUGUUGAGAGGAACCCCUCGUUGAGAGGAACCCCUCGUCGAGAACAACCCCCGAGUAGGAAAUGUUGGAUAUACAGGUAAUCGAUGACGGGAUUUCGAAAAUGAUGUUAAUUUUUUCUCAUUUUUACUUUUUUCUUAAGAGAGGAACCCCUCGCGAGGGGUUCCUCUCGACGAGGGGUUCCUCUCAACGAGGGGUUCCUCUCGAGGAAAACCAUUCGUUAUAUGAAGCAAACAUUUUUGGAAUGCGUCUUCUGACCUACAUAUUCCAACAGAAUACUUUUUUUCGAGCCUUGAAUUGGCACUCUUUUUUCGCUAGCUCUCGGGCUUUGAACUUCUUUGAGACCAAACCCCUAAAUCUACUAUUUUUAGAAAAAAAUCAAAAAAUUACUUUUUAACAUUACUACUUAAACAAAAAAGUAAGAAUCAGAAAAAACGAAUAUGAUUUUUGGAAUCUACGCCAUCGAUUACCCUAUUUUUGAUCUUUUCGGCCAUUUCGGGCAAACAUCGAAAGAGACCCCCGAUUCCGGGGUCUCUUUCGAAGGAAACCAAACAACACCAUUAACGCCACAAGCCAUAUUUUCACCUCGUACUGUAUAGUACCAGAUAGUACUAUAAAGAGGAAAGCUAACAUGAUUUUCGAAAUCAGCACCCUCGAAAACCCCUAAAUCGACUAUUUUUAGAAAAAAUUCAAAAAAUUACUUGUUAACAUUACUACUUAAGGAAAAAAGUAAGAAUCGGGAAAAACGAAUAUGAUUUUUGGAAUCUACGCCAUCGAUUACCCUAUUUUUGACCUUUUCGGCCAUUUCGGGGAAACAUCGAGAGAGACCCCCGAUUCCGGGGUCUCUUUCAACUCGGGGUCUCUUUCGAGGAAAACCAUUCGGAAUGCUGUGCCCUGUACAAGAAUUCGAUCGCUUUGCUUUGCAGUGUCUUUUUUGAGCAAUACUAGUUCAAAACCGUUUUUUCAAACUAAAAUAGGUCUAUAUGUUUUCGAGAAUAAAAUUUUGAUAUUUUAUCUUCAGUUUGGUGCUUUCCACUCUCGAGAGAAUCAGCACAAUUACUUUCACUUUCGCGCAGUUGACUAUCCGUACUACGAUGUCGACUUUCCCGCUUCUCUCGAUUUCUCUGGAACAGGGCUUAUGAUGGCCCAUGAAUUGGCCCAUACUUUCGGCAAGUGAUGAAAUUGACCUUAAAAAAUUCCCGUUUUUUAGGAGAUAAUUUGCUACAAAGUCAUGAGGACCCGGACAAGGAGCAUCGUGCUCGGUGGGACUGUAUUACAAAGCUCUACAGUCAACAAUGUGAUCCACAAAGACCGGACUUCUGUGUGGAUCCCAACAAAAUCGCCGACGAGGCAUUUGCGGAUCAAGUUGGUGAGUAUUAGCCGCAUUAUUGCAGGACUAGAUAAACAAUUCCUGGGGAGCGGUUAUCUUCCCUGGAAGUUAAGCGGGAGAAGCUGGGACACUAAAAUAAGUCGUGAAAAUUUGCAUAAUUGAACUGCGUCGAGCUACGUUCUAUUCGUCAGUCUAGCGCAGAAAGCACGCCGAUUUAUUUUCCUCACACGGGAGGUACUUUUAUGGAAGCUCCAACUUUUAUGGUUAGACGGGACUUUUGUCACAGGUAUUUUUGUGAGCUGCGCCCUUGUUUUGUGAAAAUGUUGUUGCCAUUUUAUACAAAGGAUGUGCACACAGCCUGAGGCGUUCAAAUCACGUUACGGGUUAAGUUAUGCAACCUUUCUUGAGCAACUUUACGUCUUUACAUUGAGCGGCGGAAGAAGGGAAGUUUUUGUUUCGAGAGUAAGCCCCAAAACAAGUCGUCCACACGUUUUAGACUUACCUCAAUGUCAUUUUAGGUAUUCGUCUGGCCUAUUUUUCCCAUUUCGUCCCUGGAAAUAUUUCGGAGACCCGAAUAAUGCAACAGUUCUCCAACAGACAACUUUUUUUCAUCAACAUGGCCCAGACAAUUGCGACGACGGUGCGUUGGAACGACUACAAUGUAGCGAAUCCCCAUCCGCCAGCUCGAGUUCGUGUUUGGGGAGCUCUUGCCAACUUUAAAGGAUUUGCCGAGGCUUUCCGUUGCCCUGUUGGUUCGAGAUAUCACCUUCCAGUAGACCAACGAUGCAAUAUCUUUGACUUUGACAUCGAUAGCACCACUACCACGACAACUACGACCACGACAACCACGACCACGACAACUACGACCGCUACAACAACGACCACGACAACUAGGACCACAACUACAACGACCACAGAAAUUACAACAACGGCUGCAACAACGACUACACCAACUACUAUUGAAGCAACUGCUGCGACGACUACAGAAAAGGCAACAACCAGCACUGCAGCGCAUCACGAACCAGUUGUAACUGACGGAACUCCUCAUGCCAGUACGAACACUCCACCGGCCCCUGGACCAACCAAAUCAACUCCGAACCCACAUACGACUACUACGCAAUCUACACAAAGCACUACUCCCUCUAUGGCAACUACUCCCUCUGAACCAAGAACUACCCCUCAUACGCGAAGAACCACUCCCUCCGCGACAAAAACUACUCCAUCUUCACCGGAACCAGACUACAACCACGAAGAAUAUGGAGAAGUUGUCCCCAAAAAAUCGAUUCUAUUCUCACCGCCGUCUGUCUUAUAUCCCAUAUUGUCAUUUGCAUAUAUUAUGUUGUAA